ACCCCACAAGAUAUGACAACCCCACAAGAACGACCUCACAAGACCACUUCAGGACAAGACCACCAGUUCUACAACUCCGCUAACUCCAGUAUCCAGGAGAACAUCACCACCCUCACCACCCUCCACCCCACUAUCCGACAACUUGGUGACCUCCCUUGUGUACUCCACACUUGCCCCGACCCCAGGAAUGUUUCCCUAAUCUGUGGUGGUGGUAGUGGACAUGAACCUGCUCACGGUGGUUAUGUGGGAGCUGGUAUGUUGACUGGAGCUGUGGCGGGGAAUGUCUUCGCUUCUCCUUCGUCCACGCUAGUGUUGGAGCUGAUUUUAGAGGUGACGGGAGACGCUGGGUGCCUGGUUAUCGUUAAGAAUUACACAGGGGAUUGUUUGAAUUUUGGGAUAGCUGUUGAGAAGGCUAAGAAGAUGGGGAGGAAGGUUGAGAUGGUGAUAUGUGCUGAUGACACCACUCUACUCGACCAAGACACACUGGCUGGACCACGUGGUCUAUGCGGAGUGCUCUUCAUUCACAAGAUAGCAGGCGCAUGUGCUGCCCAGGGACACAGUUUAGAAGCGGUAUACAGGGUCGCUCAGCUUGUUGCAAAGAAUGUGGGCACAGCUGGAGUAGCAGUGUCACCCUGCGUGCCACCUGGCAAAGCACCAAGUUUUACUCUCCCUCCAAGUACUAUGGAAUUUGGUAUUGGGAUUCAUGGGGAGCCUGGCGCGUUACGUUGUGGCAGUAUAUGCUGCAAGUCCACCGUCGACAAGCUGUUUGCCUAUCUCUCUGAUGAGAGAGGGAUGGGUCUCAAAUCUGGGGAAGAUGUGGCAGUUAUUGUGAACAACCUUGGCGGUACCUCAGAACUGGAGAUGGGCGUGGCAUGUCAGGAGGUGGUGAAAUGGAUGGAGCUGCAGAAUAUAACGUGUUACCAGCUUUAUUGCGGCGUCUACAUGACGUCGCUUGGUAUGCACGGUAUUUCACUGUCAGUUAUAAGACUGGAUAAGGAAGGUACACUUCUGGAAAUGCUGCACUACCCAACUUCUGCACCUGCCUGGAAACCUGGUUGCGAUCAAGUCAAACUGCCCCAAGUCCCACAUCGCAUACCAAAAGCACCCAAAACGUACACCCCCAAAGCAGGAAUACUAAACGACAGGAUCAACAAAAUCCUUUCCACAAUCUACACAGACUUACUCUCAAAAGUAAGUGAGCUAGACGAACUAGACAGACAGGUUGGUGACGGUGACUGUGGGUCCACUGUGGCGGGAGUUGUAAAACAGCUCCAAACCAGGACCCCUCAUCUGGACUACUCCUCCUUCUCCCUCCUCCUAACCCAGUUGUCUGACAUAGUUGAGGAACACAUGGGUGGAACCUCUGGUGCACUGUACACUAUUGGUCUGACAGCUGCUGCUGGACAAGCUAAACUCUCCGGGGACACGUCCUGUGAGGAAGUUACUGUUAGUGUUUUGGCGUCGUGUUUGGAAAGUGCGCUGAGCGCUGUUGUGCGCUAUGGUAAAGCGCAGGAGGGAGAUUGCACCAUGUUGGAUGUGUUGUACCCGGUGCUAAGGGUCAUGCAGCUUAACUCCACGGCGCAUAUGACGACGGUGACGGCGCUGUGUACGCAAGUUGCUGAUACAGGGGUGAUGAAGACGGCUACGCUGAAGCCGCGCGCGGGUCGCGCAUCAUAUAUCAGAACUGAGGACAUUGACGCUUGUGCUGAUCCUGGUGCUGUGGCUGCUGCAACCUGGGUUAAAGCUGUCUGUAAAUGUUUUUACCUUGAUGAUAUUAUGAUCUAAAAAAUAAAUAUGUGAUAGAUAAAUUUGCAAUUUGCAUGGUUUUUAUUGUUUAAUUUUACUUUAAUUUCGACAUUAAAAAACGCGGGUUCUUUGGGUUUUUACAAAGUUAUAGGUUUUAUAAUAGUUGUUAGAUGAUGCUCUAAUACGUGUUUUAGUGAUGUUAUUCUAAUAGUUAUGAAUUUUACUAACCUUUCAUCACGUCUGUUCCACCUGUUGGGACCUAUUAGGCUAUUUUCAGAAACAGUUAUUUUUAUUUUUGCGUGCAUAAAUUUAUAGUGUAUUGAAGUAUUGAAUUCCGAUGUAUAGUCCAAUAAUUUUUACAUCUUUUUAACAGUU
Molecule: messenger RNA, 2121 nt
Organism: Bolinopsis microptera
Lineage: Eukaryota; Metazoa; Ctenophora; Tentaculata; Lobata; Bolinopsidae
Product: triokinase/FMN cyclase-like
Exons: 1
Coding region: 13-1785 (590 amino acids)
Biological process (GO): glycerol catabolic process
Cellular component (GO): cytosol
Molecular function (GO): glycerone kinase activity
Source: RefSeq, a predicted model, not a curated record